Messenger RNA from Aegilops tauschii subsp. strangulata, 3255 nucleotides. RefSeq lists its product as uncharacterized. Gene Ontology annotation, biological process: root development; shoot system development. NCBI's taxonomy places the organism in Eukaryota, Viridiplantae, Streptophyta, Magnoliopsida, Poales, Poaceae. The record is from RefSeq and is a predicted model, not a curated record.
AUGUGCCCACGGGCAUGCAUAAAUAAUUAAAUAUAUGAAAUGGUCAUGCUACUUACACGGUGGGGAUAACAUGCUGAACCGCCAUGGAUCUUGUGCGGUGGAUCUUGUUUCCAUGGCCUAAACAUGCCAGCUCCGACAGUUGAGACUUUAACCUGUGAUUCACAAGAGUGCCCACCAAGGAAAACCUCUUAUUAAAUACAGGUAUGUAACAGCUGAAUGCAAUUAUGCCAAUGCUGGUUCUUGCUGCCAAUUGUUGGAACAUGAUAAUGUGGUGGCUCAUCUAAAGGACAGUAGAGACACAAAAUUAUGUACUAAUCACGAGACAACUUUAGUGUUGUAAUCUCUUUGACAGAUCUCUAGGCAUAGGAGACAGCAUCUGGGAGAUGUAAUGACAUGAUUCUUCAUGUCUACCAAUCAAAUGCUACUGCUUUUGCAUUUCUGUAUAAAUAGGCCUCAGAAGAGAAGUAGACACAUCAAACCAAAAGGUGUUCUUUUCUUCAAGUCUCAUCAACCACAAUACAGAGAAAAGCUUCAAGCUCAGUCAUGGCUUUCCACCAAAGAUCAACAAGUUUGCCUUCUAGGCCUCACGUCAGUGAGACCGAAGUUGAGCAAGAGGUCCACAGCCUAGAAGCAAGCAUCUCUUCCUCCAAUUCCAUCAGCACGAUGCGCGAUGGUCUCAGGACUCUUGCAAGCAUCUACGAUGGUCUUGACGAGAUCAUUUGCCUACCAAGCCACCAAGUUUGCUUCUCCCAGCAGAGGAGGAUGUUGGAUGGAGAGAUGGAAUGCUCCGUUGAGCUGUUAGAUCUAUGCAACAACAUGCAAGAGACCUUCGCCGAGAUGAUGGUCAUCAUCCAAGAGCUGCAGGUGACUCUAAGAAAAGGCGAUGAUGCAGCUGCUCAAGCCAAGAUCCAGUCUUUUACUCGCUUGGCGAAGAAGGCCAGGAAACAUUUCAAGAAGACUGCCAAGAAGCCUGCAUCCGACAAGAUGGUCAUGCUAUUGACCAAGGCAAGAGAGAUCUGCAUCUCUCUGUUGGAGUCCACACUCCAUCUCUUGUCGAAGCAAAUUGAAAUGCCAAAGCAGUCCCUUGUCUGCAAGGCAUUUUACAAGAAGAAGGCCGUUGUUUGCAAGGAGGAGCAAUUGCAGGAGUUAGAGUGCAGCAUCCAAGAUCUUCAGAAUGGAGCAGGAAAUCUGUUCAGGAAAUUAGUCCAGAACAGAGUUUCUCUUUUAAACAUUCUUAGCUCAUAAAUACUCCACAUCACUCUACUCCCUGUGAUUGGCAUCCGCCUUUUUGAGGAUAAGCCGAUCUUGAUACAGUUUUGCCAUAUGUAUACAGUACAAAUGUACAGAAAUUAUAGAAACAAAGACCAAAGUUUUGACCCAUCUCAGAUUUUGUGAUAUCGAUAUUAAUCUCUCUGCAGCGUUCUGAUGAAUAUGCAUGACAAAAGGAAAUUUGUAUGAUUUCAAUCCAUCAUGCAAUUUUGGGGAUACAGGUUACAUUUUUCGGGUAAAUGAUAACAACAAUGAUGUUAUACCAACAUGCAGGUAUCUUUCAUAAGUAAACAUUAUUAGGUUCUAUUUGUUGCGCCACACCUACCAUAAGAUUAGCCUCAUUUUCAGGAUCUCGCUUAUCAUGCAUGGGACACGCCAGGUCGAAGCCACAUGGUUGAUGGUUGUACUUAGCACAUAAAUCAACUAGCAGCAGGCAUUCCCUUCAUAGUUGCAACUUUGGUCCAAAUCUCAAAACCAUGCAUGUUCAACUAUAACUUUGUCACUCAAUGUCAGCGACAUAUAUACGCUUAAUAUCAAUUUGCAGAAAAUGUUAGCAUUUUUGGGCCACAAAGGUUUGUGCACUUGAACACCCAUAUAUUUAUUAGCACUACUAGAGGAAUUUGUAAGCAUGAAACUGAAACAGGCCAGCGAUGUUGUGAAGAGUGCAAAAUGAUCAUGUGAGGUUGAGCGCCAGCCAAUGGACAAAGGCUGUUAGCAGAAUCCGAUAGCACAACCUGGAACAUGCUGAUGAAGUCAAUGACACCAGCUAGCACCAACCACACCCUCGUGCAGAUGAGUUUGUCACUAACAACUAAGACACGGCUGUACAUAGCAUGCCAGCAGAAAAGCAUGAAGCGGGUUAGUCAUCAUGUACAUGAUCACACUAUCUAGAUCUAACACAAAAAAAGAAAAGAAAAACUGAUCCUCGUGUGUGAGUUUGCCUCUGAUAAUUUAGACAUGACAGGCCCAUAUACUCAUUCGUAGAGGUAUGAAACUAUAAGAUGACAGCAGAGCAGCAUAAACUUGCCUUGAAGAUGAGUGGCAAACUCUCAUGACUCAACUGACCAAGAUUCCUAUUGUCUGUAGACUCUUCUACUUCUGCACUAUAUGUGAGGGUAGCCAAGUGUUGUUCAUCUUCGCUUCCUUUCCAUCUGGAAAAUAGCACUAGAGCUGCUGCCCCAAUCAUGUAAGGUCUGCCAGUGUGCCUUCUAGCCCUCACUCUAAUGAACUCUGAAUCGAAGAACAACUUCAGAGCCUAAACACAGUCAUCUCUUCACCCUCCCUGACAAUUGAAAUAAUAUGCCAUUGUAUGAGAAAAGUUGGACGCAUUUUAUAACAGAAUCAAGAAGAUCGUGUGCUUGCCUAGAGGCCAAGUUAGCCUCUGUCAAACUCAGCAGGCAGAGCAAGUGGGGGAAGAACUCGAGCAGUCUCUCCUGCUCCUUUUCCUCUGAAAUGCAAUGAAGAAAGUUUCUCAGCGUUGAAGACCAGCAUCCACCAUCAAAGAACUGCACUUGUUUCUGAAAAGAGGAGAUACUGCAUCUUUCAGGACAAUAUUCAGUCCUACACGGUACACCCAAUUAGCAAAGAAAGCACAUAAACAUUUCAGGUACAUCGGGAAGACGGUUAUGGAGGACUGAGGGGUGAUCAUACUACUUGCAGCAGCAAAGAAAAUGACAGUCCUGUAGCUUCAGAUCUACACUGCAGCUCUUGUCAAAGCAGUUUGCUUGGCAGGUGCCCGCUUCUCUCCAGCACAUUCCAAAACUGAAGAGCAGCAAUUGCCGGCACUUGAGUUGGACUGAAGAGGAGUGGAGUCGAUGCUCUGUUCAGGAAAUUGAUCCAGAACAGAGUUUUUCUGCUGAAUACUCAUAACUUGUACUCCCUCCGUUCCUAAAUAUUUGUCUUUCUAGAGAUUUCAACAAGUGACUACAUAUGGAGCAAAAUGAGUGAAUCUACACUCCAAAAUAUGGCAAUAUACAUCCGUAUAUG